AAUCAUCGACCAGGCACCCGCUCAAACGACUCCCUGAAAGAAGAAAAAGAUCAAACAUAGCAGGCGCCGCUUACAAACAACACAAUACUGGAGGAAGAGCCACUUACGUAAGUAGAGUCCUCAGGCAAAAACCAAGCAUGGCGAUUGAGUGUCUCGUUCUGGGUGCUGGGCAAGAAGUAGGGAAGAGCUGCGUGGUGGUGACUAUCAAUGGCAAGAAGAUUAUGUUUGACUGCGGCAUGCACAUGGGCUACGACGAUAAACGUCGAUACCCCAAUUUUUCCCUCAUCUCUAAAUCCCGUGAUUUUGAUAACGCCAUUACUUGCAUCAUCAUCACUCACUUUCAUUUGGACCACGUUGGAGCGCUUCCUUACUUCACUGAAGUUUGCGGGUACCGGGGUCCGAUUUACAUGACUUACCCAACGAAAGCAUUGGCUCCGCUGAUGCUGGAGGAUUAUCGGAAAGUAAUGGUGGACAGAAGGGGUGAGGAGGAAACAUUCACUUCUGAUCAUAUUGCAGAAUGUAUGAGGAAAGUUAUAGCUGUAGAUGUGAAGCAGACUGUGCAGGUUGAUAAAGAUCUUCAAAUUCGUGCCUACUAUGCAGGCCAUGUUCUUGGGGCUGCAAUGUUUUAUGCAAAGGUUGGGGACGCAUCUAUGGUGUACACAGGAGAUUAUAAUAUGACACCAGACAGACAUCUGGGGGCAGCUCAAAUUGAUCGACUUCAGCUCGACCUUCUUAUUUCAGAGUCCACAUAUGCAACAACAAUACGAGAUUCAAAAUAUGCCCGGGAGAGAGAAUUUCUUAAGGCUGUUCAUAAAUGUGUUGCUGGUGGAGGAAAGGUGCUUAUACCUACAUUUGCUCUUGGAAGAGCUCAGGAACUCUGUAUGUUGUUGGAUGAUUACUGGGAGCGCAUGAAUCUACAGGUUCCUAUUUACUUCUCAGCAGGUUUGACAAUCCAAGCCAAUAUGUACUAUAAAAUGCUUAUUAGUUGGACAAGUCAGAAUGUUAAAGAGACAUCAUCUGGACGUCAUGCAUUUGAUUUUAAAAAUGUUCGUGAUUUUGACCGUUCAAUAAUAAAUACUCCUGGACCUUGUGUUCUGUUUGCCACACCUGGGAUGAUUAGCGGUGGUUUUUCACUUCAGGUUUUCAAGCAGUGGGCUCCUUCUGAGAUGAAUCUUGUUACAUUGCCUGGGUAUUGUGUGGCUGGAACCAUAGGGCAUAAGUUAAUGUCAGGAAAACCUACCAAAAUUGAUCUUGACAAGGACAAUCAGAUUGAUGUGCGAUGCAAGAUUCAUCAGUUAUCUUUCAGCCCUCAUACAGAUUCAAAAGGAAUUAUGGAUCUCAUCAAAUUUCUCUCCCCGAAGCAUGUGAUGCUUGUACAUGGUGAAAAGCCUAAGAUAGCUUCUCUCAAGGGAAAAAUUAUGUCUGAAUUGGGAAUUCAAUGUUAUGAUCCUGCUAAUGGACAAACUGUGUGCAUUCCAUCAACACACUGUGUGAAAGCAAGUGCUUCAGACAUGUUCAUUAGGAGUUGCUCAAACCCGAACUUCAAGUUCUCUAAGAACGAUUUGGAAAAUAGAACUGAUAUACAAAGGUUACAGGUAACUGAUGAUAGAGUUGGUGAAGGAAUUCUGGUUAUGGAAAAAUGUAAGAAGGCAAAGAUUGUUCACAAAGACGAACUUUUGUUCUUGUUGGGAGAGAAAGAGCACGUCACUCAGUUCAUGUACUGCUGCCCUGUCGAUGUUUACGGGUGGCAAAAAGAUGAGAGCAUAAAUUUUUCAUCAACAGGUAUUGUUCUUGAUCUGCAGGACAAAAGCUUUUUGAUUCAGCAGUUGUUAGUGAGACUUUCAACUGAACUUUCUGGAGAGACCAUCCAAGAUUUUGGCGAACAUCUUCAAGUGGAAUCAUUCCGAGUCUCCCCGUGUUUGAAGGAAACUUGCCCAUACCGGAUAGCUGAUAAACUUCAAAAUGAAUCGAGAACAGUUUUCUUUUGUUGCACGUGGUCAGUGGCAGACGAGAAGCUUGCUUGGAGAACAAUUUCAAUUAUGAAGAAUCUGGACUUAUGCUGUACAACGUAAAUGACCUUCUUCCCGGAUGCAGCUCUGAGUCCAACAAACUCAUUGACUUCGUGCUGAAAAAACAAUUUUACCAGAGAAAUCUCAUAUGAUCAUUUGGCUGCCAUGUUUGCAAAAGGGAAUCAGCAAUCAUUAGGGUGCGGAUUCAUGACCUACCUGCAUGAUUUUGUAGGUUGAAUUCUUACAAUGGUAAAAUUCAAUUCCAUAAGAGCUUUGCUGUUUGUAACAUUAACCGUGUACAUGACAUGCAAAUGACUAAAUUAAGAUUCUUUUUCCAGGGUAAUCCAUGGACUUAUGGAGAGUUGAAA
This is a messenger RNA of Carica papaya (papaya), 2377 nucleotides long. RefSeq names its product cleavage and polyadenylation specificity factor 73 kDa subunit-II (gene CPSF73-II). The record is from RefSeq and is a predicted model, not a curated record. Gene Ontology annotation, cellular component: nucleus. Gene Ontology annotation, biological process: snRNA processing. Gene Ontology annotation, molecular function: RNA endonuclease activity. Lineage: Eukaryota; Viridiplantae; Streptophyta; Magnoliopsida; Brassicales; Caricaceae.